Messenger RNA from Drosophila ficusphila, 4583 nucleotides. It is a transcript of the gene dimm, whose product is annotated as protein dimmed. The coding region runs from base 202 to 1428 and encodes 408 amino acids. The record is from RefSeq and is a predicted model, not a curated record. Gene Ontology annotation, molecular function: protein dimerization activity. Lineage: Eukaryota; Metazoa; Arthropoda; Insecta; Diptera; Drosophilidae. The transcript is spliced from 3 exons.
AAUGAGAAAGUCGUAGAAAAGUGCUUUCACGGGAUCUUUAAAUAUCCUGAGACUAUAAAAAUUAGUCAUAAGCCAACGAUUCAAGUGAGAGUGUUUGGAAAAAGCGUUUUUUCGUGUUUUAUCAAUAUCCAGACUUUGCCUACAAAUAAUAUAGAUAUAUUGGAAGCCUCCUGCGUGCUGAUAGCUUUGAAGAGUCUCAUCAUGGACGCCGCGCAGCUUACGGAGCUGAUGAGCAGCCACGACUUCAUGCAACUGCAACACCAGCUGCACCACAACAACAACAACUACAACACAGACGGCCACAACGGGCUGUCCUCAGAAUCAGCGGAGGGGAGUUCGCGACCCGUGCGACGUGCCACCAGACGCACCUCACAGCUAAGCAAUAACACCUACGACCUGGAGAUGACGGACUCCAGUUCGCAGAGCGACGACACGAGCGGUGGGGGUGGCAGCAGCAACGGCGGAGGCAGCACCACCAACACUGGCCUUCCGGCGGGCGGCUCCUUGGGCGGUCAGGGGGCCGCGGGACGAGGGCGGGGUCAGCAGGCCGGCUCCGGGGGCUGUGCGUCGGCGCUCACCCCCAACAGCGCCAACUCCAGCUCCUCGAACGCGAACUCCAACGCCAACCGACGGCGCAAGGGAACGCUGAACGCGAAGGAGCGGAACAUGCGACGCCUCGAGUCCAACGAACGCGAGCGGAUGCGGAUGCACAGCCUGAACGACGCGUUCCAGUCGCUGCGAGAGGUCAUCCCGCACGUCGAGAUGGAGCGGCGGCUGUCCAAGAUCGAGACGCUUACGCUGGCCAAGAACUACAUCAUCAACCUGACGCACAUAAUACUCUCCAAACGCAACGAAGAGGCGGCGGCCCUGGAGCUCAACUCGGGGGCCGUGGGGGGCGUGCUGCUCUCCAACCUCGCCGCUGAGGGAGGGGGCGCAUCGGGAGCGAAUGGCAUCUCCGCCAGCGCCAGUGCCGCUCCCCUCUGCUUCGAGGACGCCCUCGCCGGCGGAGGCGCCUUCGACUGCGCCCUCCUGGCGACCACCGACGGCAGCCUCCUGAACGCCGCCGUGAACGCCAGCCCCACCAUGCAGAGCCUCCAGCCGCAGGCGAUGCACAUACAGGCGCCGCUGGAGCAGCAGCCGCAGCAGAGCAGCCACCACCCCCACCACCAGCAGGCGAUGCACGGCCACGGCCAGAGCCACAGCCACAACCAGAGCCACAACCACGGCCACUUGGGGCACUCCAUGAUGCAGGCUGCGCAGCAGCAGCCCACGCUCCUCCUGAAUGGCAGUGCGUCAGUGGGCGUGGGCGUGGGAGUGGGAGUAGGCGUGGGAAUCGGGGUGGGAGUGGGCGUGGGCGUGAACAGCAACGCCUCCAGUUUCACCGAUAUCAACGAUAACUUCGACGAACCUUACCGGGAGUUUCUGUAAGCCAGCUUUCGGGCGGGGUUGUGGGAUCGCAGAGAAGUUAUUCCAGAGAAGGGAGCACACACGUGCAAUCCAAAACCAACAAUUAUAUCCUUUUAGGGGAUAUACGAAAAAACGAUAUUUAUGGAUCCAUUGAGUUAUUUAAAUUUCAGAAAAGUUGAAUUACUUAAUAAACAUUUUUGCAAUCAACUUUCUCUGUAAAUAAUUUAUUAUACGCGGAAUCGCAAUAGAAUUCGCUCAACUACUACUUCCAGUUGCAAUUUUUAUGAAAUAAUAUAGGUCGAAAGGAAAUGCUUGCAAUUAUUUAAGGUGUGUGGCUUAUAAGAUUAUCACGUUGGGGCAACGUCUAUGAUUCGUUAAUCCUGAAAAGUAACGGUUAAUUAAUAAUGUUUCUUAUCACGUAUUUAUUUUGACGUUUGCGCCCAACAUUUGUUCUUUUAUCUUCAUUUUCAUAUUCUUGUUUUUAAUUUAUAUUCUGUAUGAUAUGUUUUAUUUAUGUUUUAUCACCCAAUUCUAAUCUAAUCGCUAUUUAUCAAAGUUUGGUCAAAGUUUGUUUAUAACUAUAAUUUUAUUACAUCUAAAACUAGUUAUGCUGGGUCUUUAGGAAUUUUCUAUUUGCCCAAGGAACACAUUUUUGAAUUAAAUAAAAUAACUUUAACUUUUUGAUUUUAAAUUGGCGGAUUGACUAAGUUGGUGGGGUCAAUAUCAGAAAUACCUUUUUAGGUAAAACGUUUAAAUUACUAACUUGAAAUAUCAAAAAAUAUACGUAUACUGUAAGUAAGAAAUCAAAAACCAUUUAAAGAAGCUAAUAUGAAAAUGUAUGCUCUCCAAAUAUUUUUAAGAUUGAUUAAUUAUAACGAAUAUGUUGUAACAUUUCAGAAUGUAUAUAUGUACCUACUUUAAAAUACAUUUAUUCAAAGGAAGGAAAUUACAAAAAACAUAAAAGCGUUAUUUAAAGUUAUUAAAAUAUUUUUAGGGGACUAUACGUAGCUCGAUUGUUUUCAUAUUUUUCACUGUCUCUACAUUUUUUAUUUAGCUUUUUAAACUGCAUGAUACCAUUAUAAUGAUUUUCAAGUUAAAUUUUCUUCCACAGAAGUUUCUAUAAAUUCACAUCAUAAAACAUAUUAAUUUUCAAAAAUUUUGAUAUUCUAUAUUAUAUUUGGUCUUUGAAAGUUUUUUGCAAAUGGAAAGUUGUGAGUUUUAAGAAAAUGCUUUCUUAUUGGAAAUAAUGGCACAUUUGAAUGGCUUCACAAAAAUUGCAUCGCCCAUUAAAACUGUUCAUCAAAAAAACGAUUAUAGUCGAGGCACUCAAAUAUGACAUUUCUUCUUUUUCACAACCCAUAAAAAACAUUUUUUUUGUUCCAGAAAAUUACAUUUCUUUAUACAAAUAUUAAAUAAUAUUUUUUGCAAAAGGAAAACAUUUUGUAGAUUUAGAGAUAAAGUUGUUUGAUCUAAGAAAAAAAUUGCAACCUCAUUGUCAGAUCUGAACUAAGUACAGCUCUAAGCUGUUCUGUGGCGUCUCCAACACGCAUACAUUGGAUCCAUUCAUUUCUAUAAAUAUGUACAUAUAAUUGUCAGCAAAAGCAACAAAAACAAGGAAUCAAUUACCGUUAACUAGCAGUGCUGGCGUCUGAGGAACGACGGUCUAGAAAGUGACGCCCCGAUAAGUUAAUUUACCACCCAUGAUCUUUUUAAUGCACUUGAAACUUACCAUGGGCGUAUGAGUGGGAUAAGGGGAUCGGCGGGGAGAAAGAGCGGGCAGCAAAACAAUUAACACACCGAAACGUUGAAAUUGGCACACUUCCGUUAUGGGUGACCGUACUAAACUCGCGGUGGGCGGGAAAGGGACACCGAUAGUGAUGCUCGGACGGUAAACAGUAAUAAAAUAACGGUGCUCAAUGGGUGGCAGUGUCGGGCUAGAGUGAGAGUGGGUGGUUGUGUGCCUGAGUAAGGGAGGCUGGGGUCUUAGCAAUAAUUAAGUAAGAUAUAGUAUUUGGGGGUGGGUAUCCCCUCUCGGGUGUCGAGUAAAGCUAGUUGAUUAUGUCUGAUUAGUCAGGAUUUCGAAUUUCGGGUUAGUUCGUGAGAAAAAAACCUACACAAUUCUGUUGAAAACAUAUUUCUUGAUAUAAUAUAUAAUCAAUAUUCUAAAAUGUAAUUUUUUUUAUUUGGACCAAAGUGUUGGCUGCAAACGCCAUGUGGUAGCCAAUAGUGUCUAAAAAUCUGAUAAAAUGAUUAUGGGUAAUUCACUUUAUCCGUUUUAAAAAUUCGGUUCUUAUUAUUAAAAACAGGUGAGUUCUUGCGUUUGCAGUACUUUACUAGGCUUUAAAAGACUCUUUCGAAGUUCAAAAAUCCAUUUUUUUUAAUUUCCCGACAGAUAUCAGCCAGAAUAAAAACAAUAAAAAUAAAAUUGAAUACCCUCCGAAAUAGUGGCAAAUAAGUUAACGUGCACCACCUGAAAAUGAUAAAAAAAAAACCCGAAAAUUUAUUUCUGCUUACGCGCCUGCAAAAGAUAUUAUUAAUAAUUUGGUAAAAACAGUGUUAAGCUAACUACCCCUAGGUGUAUAUGUCAAAAAAAAAAAAAAAAAAAAAAAUUAUUACCCUACAUUUUUAUAAAACAUACUUAUUAUUUAUAUUUUGUUAAUACCUAAUGUACAUCAUCAUUUGCUCCCAGCUGUACAUCAAUGGAUAGAUUAAAUCUUUUAAAAGUUAAGGGCCACUUUGAAGAAUUAAACUCAUACAUGUAACUCUAGGUAAAUAGAAGAGGAAAGGUGGUAUGUAGGCUUAGGCACCGAAAGUACUGACUAAGGUCCACAGAGCAAUAUUCAUAAUCGAAAAGUAUUUUCGGUGUCGGAAGAGUCACGAGUUACUCUAGUCAAAUUCUGUUGCGCAAAUUAUAACAACAAAUAUUCGUUACUAAUGGAAACUGCAAUAUAGACGUCUAGCAACCCCUUAGUUGUGUAAUGUAUAAGUUUUCCAACAAAGUCAGUCUAUUAUAAAAAACCCAAAUGCAAGAACGUAAUAAUUAAAAUAUAUAUCCCGAACUGUACAUUAUUAAGGGACAAAUUUAAUGAGCAUUUGUUGGGUACAAGUAAAAAAUUAUAUACAUACAUGUUUAUUAAAUCCAUGUAAAAAUAUGCUAUCUAUUGACUAGCUGUAUA